GCCGACGCCCGUUUUUUUGGUUCUGGUUUGGGAGAUCAUCAACUGGCAGCGACUGGAGCGGAAAGUUCCUCCUCGUCUUCACAUAUUCGUAUCUGCUCGCGUUCCACUGCUGUAAAAGCAACCUUUUCACACCCUCAUUCCUUUUUUCGCUCCUUUUUCGAUUUCGGACGCGGAUCCUCCAUUGUCGACUCUCUCGGUAUCUUCCUUACAGCAUAUCCAAACAAUCAAGAUGGGCGAAUCUCGGCAAGAACUCGUGCAAUGGCUCAACAACCUCCUUCAGCUCAACAUCACCAAGGUCGAGCAGUGCGGCACCGGCGCCGCGCUCUGCCAGGUGUACGACAGCAUCUUCCUUGAUGUGCCCAUGUCCCGCGUCAAGUUCAACGUGAACACCGAAUACGCCUACAUCCAGAACUUCAAGAUCCUGCAGAACACGUUUACAAAACACAACAUCGAGCGGUCCAUUCCCGUCGAAGCACUCGUCAAGUGCAAGAUGCAGGACAACCUGGAAUUCCUUCAGUGGACGAAGAAGUUCUGGGACCAGUACUACCCGGGCGGAGAGUACGACGCCGUCGGCAGGCGGAAAGGCGCCCAGGUGGCUCCCACCACUGGUCCGGCUCCUCCUCGCGCUGCUAGCGGCGCCGCGAGACGCCCCGGCGGCACAACCCCGACCACGGGUCCUCGCGUCGGCACCAAGGCCGUGAGCAGCGCCGCGACCGCCGCUCUGCAGCAGGAGAACAACACGUUGAAGGAGACGGUUGUCGGGCUGGAGCGGGAGCGCGACUUCUACUUCAGCAAGCUGCGCGACAUCGAGCUCCUGAUCCAGCAGGCGAUCGAGGAGGACCCCGAGCUCGAAAAGGCCGAAGACGGGCUUGUCAAGCAGAUCCAGACCAUCCUCUACUCGACUGAGGAGGGAUUCGAGAUUCCCGAGACGGAGCAGGUGGAUGAUCAGGAUACGUUCUGAAAAGGGUCGAGAGGGGUUGGCUGAGCGGGGGGCUGAGCGGGCUCUGGUAAAAUGGGCACCAGGGGGCCGAGGGGGUAGAGGGGGUGGAGAGAGCAUGGCGCGAAGGUUAUGGAGGAGGUAAUUACUCGAGUUUGCGGGCGCGCUCCCCGGAGAAACGUGAUGCAUAUGACACGGGAGCGCGGUCGGUAAUGGCAGAACAAGGGAUGGUCUUUGGUAUGGAGUGGCCCUCUAUAUCCUUGCACACGUUGGGUGCUGUCUCUGCCGUUCGCGUUUGGCUUACUAGCAUAGCCUGCGCGAAAUUCAUUGUUUGCCUGUGAGAAUAGACUAUGGGAACUUUGCUGAGUCCGAUAUUUAUCGGAUCUGCUCCGCUGGGGAAGUCUUCGUAUCGCCUUCUGUUGAUGAAUUCUUCUUGGCAU
This is a messenger RNA of Thermothelomyces thermophilus ATCC 42464, 1377 nucleotides long. RefSeq lists its product as uncharacterized. Bases 230 to 961 code for a protein of 243 amino acids. The record is from RefSeq and is a predicted model, not a curated record. The transcript is spliced from 4 exons. Lineage: Eukaryota; Fungi; Ascomycota; Sordariomycetes; Sordariales; Chaetomiaceae. Gene Ontology annotation, molecular function: microtubule plus-end binding. Gene Ontology annotation, cellular component: spindle midzone; microtubule organizing center; cytoplasmic microtubule. Gene Ontology annotation, biological process: regulation of microtubule polymerization or depolymerization; spindle assembly; protein localization to microtubule plus-end.